Molecule: messenger RNA, 398 nt
Organism: Trichoderma atroviride IMI 206040
Lineage: Eukaryota; Fungi; Ascomycota; Sordariomycetes; Hypocreales; Hypocreaceae
Biological process (GO): mitochondrial electron transport, NADH to ubiquinone
Source: RefSeq, a predicted model, not a curated record
CCCAACAUGACGACGCGACAAGCUGCUCUGUCGCUGUACCGUCGCUCGUUGAAGCUUGCGUUGGACUGGGCUGUCCAUCGCCAUCUAUGGCGAGGCCAAGCGCUCUAUAUUCGAUCUCUAUUUGAGGCCAACAGGCAGGUCUCAGACCCUCGCCAACAGAGGGCGUUACUGGCAGAGACAGAAAAGUUACUAGAGAGCUGGAAGCACCCAGACCCGUAUAUUCCGCCAACAGCCCCGGGAGGAUCCAAAUUCGAACGAAACCUUCCUUGUCCGAUUCUAGACCCCCCUCCUCAUCGAGCAGACCAUCAUUAAGGCCUCAGCUUGCGCCAAACACAGACCUCCAGUACAUAGCAAAAUAUAAUCAAAAUUUCCCAAUAAAAUAAAGGUUCAAGCUUGAG